Messenger RNA from Vombatus ursinus (common wombat), 2388 nucleotides. It is a transcript of the gene SEPTIN7, whose product is annotated as septin 7. The transcript has 14 exons. Gene Ontology annotation, biological process: cytoskeleton-dependent cytokinesis; cilium assembly. Gene Ontology annotation, cellular component: microtubule cytoskeleton; septin ring; septin complex. The record is from RefSeq and is a predicted model, not a curated record. The coding region runs from base 6 to 1322 and encodes 438 amino acids. NCBI's taxonomy places the organism in Eukaryota, Metazoa, Chordata, Mammalia, Diprotodontia, Vombatidae. Gene Ontology annotation, molecular function: molecular adaptor activity; GTPase activity; GTP binding.
AGGGGAUGUCGGUCAGUGAGCGAGCGGCUGAGGAGAGGAGCGGCGGCGGCUGCGGCGGCGGCGCCAUGGUAGCUCAACAGAAGAACCUUGAAGGCUACGUGGGAUUUGCGAAUCUCCCAAAUCAAGUGUACAGAAAAUCUGUGAAGAGAGGGUUUGAAUUCACGCUUAUGGUAGUAGGAGAAUCUGGAUUGGGGAAGUCAACGUUAAUCAACUCAUUAUUCCUAACAGACUUGUAUUCUUCAGAGUACCCUGGUCCCUCACAUAGAAUUAAAAAGACCGUACAGGUGGAACAAGCCAAAGUCUUAAUCAAAGAAGGUGGUGUCCAGUUACUGCUCACAAUAGUGGAUACUCCCGGAUUUGGUGAUGCAGUGGACAACAGUAAUUGUUGGCAGCCUGUGAUUGACUACAUUGACAGUAAAUUUGAGGAUUAUCUGAACGCAGAAUCUCGGGUGAACAGACGGCAGAUGCCAGACAACAGGGUGCAGUGUUGCUUGUACUUCAUUGCCCCUUCGGGACAUGGCCUGAAGCCACUGGACAUCGAGUUUAUGAAGCGCUUGCAUGACAAGGUGAACGUCAUCCCCCUCAUCGCCAAAGCGGAUACGCUGACCCCUGAGGAAUGCCAGCAGUUCAAGAAGCAGAUAAUGAAAGAAAUUCAGGAGCAUAAAAUUAAAAUAUAUGAAUUUCCAGAAACAGAUGAUGAAGAAGAAAAUAAGCUUGUUAAAAAGAUAAAGGACCGUUUACCGCUUGCUGUGGUUGGUAGCAAUACUAUCAUUGAAGUUAAUGGCAAAAGGGUCCGAGGAAGGCAGUAUCCUUGGGGUGUUGCAGAAGUUGAAAAUGGUGACCAUUGUGAUUUCACAAUUCUAAGAAACAUGUUGAUAAGAACCCACAUGCAGGACCUGAAGGAUGUCACCAACAACGUGCACUACGAGAACUACCGGAGCCGCAAGCUCGCGGCCGUGACGUACAACGGUGUGGACAACAACAAGAACAAGGGACAGCUGACCAAGAGCCCCCUGGCCCAGAUGGAGGAAGAAAGAAGGGAGCAUGUAGCCAAGAUGAAGAAGAUGGAGAUGGAGAUGGAGCAGGUGUUUGAGAUGAAGGUCAAAGAGAAGGUGCAGAAGCUGAAGGACUCGGAGGCCGAGCUCCAGCGGCGUCAUGAGCAAAUGAAAAAGAACCUCGAGGCUCAGCACAAGGAAUUAGAGGAAAAACGGCGUCAGUUUGAGGACGACAAAGCCAACUGGGAAGCCCAGCAGCGUAUUUUGGAACAGCAGAACUCUUCCAGAACUUUGGAAAAGAACAAGAAGAAAGGAAAGAUCUUUUAAAGCCAUUAGUGACCACCAGUUCUGUAUUAGUUGCCAAUAUGCCAGCCUGGACGUCAGUGUUUGUUGGAUCCGUUUGACCAAUUUUGCACCAUUUGUAUCCAUAAUGAUGGAUUUAACAGCAUGACAAAGUUUUUUUUUUUUUUGGUUUUUUUUUUUUUUCCCCGGUUGAUGGAGAUUAAGAUGCCUUGAAUUGCAUAGCGGUGUCAUGUACUUAGAAGGAAACAUCUCUAAGUACCUUCCAAUUUUUCUUUUUUUAAACAGAUGUCUUCACUUUAGUGCAAGAGAACAUUUUACUGUUGUACAAUCAUGUUCUGGUGGUUCAAUUGUUUACAGGAUAUUCCAAAAUAAAAGGACUCUGGAAGGUUUGCGUGGAGGAGAAAUCGCCAUACUCUGAUACAAACUAUGUUUCUCUCUCUCUCCCUCUCUCUCCUCUUUCUCUCUUUCUCUCUCUCUGUCUCUCUCUCUUUCCUUCACUCUCUCUCUUAGAAUUCUCCGCAGAUGAGAACGUGACCUAGUCUAACACAGCUGACCCUCUUUUUUGACACUUCCAUUGUUUAAAAGUACACAUGGAAAAAAAAAACCCUAUAAGCUUCCAGUGCACCUAAAGCUUUUUAUAACAGCCCUUCCUUGUUUUGGAUUCUUUAAAUAUAUGCUCUUCUCAAUUUAGUGACUUCUUUAGCCAGAAGACUCUCAUUACUGCUUCAUUUUUGUAAUAACAUUUAAAUUUAGAUAUUUUCCGUAUAUUGGCCCUGCUAAAAUAGAAUAUAGCGUCUUUCAUAUGGUAGGAACCAGUGAGUCAAACUUUCCUUUAACUCCGUUUUUACACUUUAUGGUAAGUAGCAGGAAAAAGGCAUUCAUAGGUCAUUUCUAGACAAAAACAUGGAGUUAACGACCAACUUGUUUCUACCUGUGUGCAGUCUCUUCCUUAUUUUACUAGAAAUGGGAAUCAUGGCCUCUUGAAGAGAAAAAAGUCACCGUUCUGCAUUUAGCUGUAUUCAUAUAUUGCAUUUCUGUAUUUUUUGUUUGUAUUGUAAAAAGUCACAUAAUAAACAAUAUUGUGAUGUAA